Molecule: messenger RNA, 6529 nt
Organism: Pangasianodon hypophthalmus (striped catfish)
Lineage: Eukaryota; Metazoa; Chordata; Actinopteri; Siluriformes; Pangasiidae
Gene: kdm3b
Product: lysine (K)-specific demethylase 3B
Exons: 27
Coding region: 328-5769 (1813 amino acids)
Biological process (GO): regulation of transcription by RNA polymerase II
Cellular component (GO): chromatin; histone deacetylase complex
Molecular function (GO): transcription coregulator activity; chromatin DNA binding; histone H3K9 demethylase activity
Source: RefSeq, a predicted model, not a curated record
GCUGCAGUUCACAUGAGCGAGUGUACGAGGAGUGCGUUUGGUAACUGCGAGUCUAAAUGGCGGAUGCGGAGAAGAAGCCGUAGCUGGAACAAUAACAUUUCAGUUCCUUGUCUAGAAACGGUGUGAGGUGCUUCGGUGUUAAUAACAGAACGCUUCUGGGAGAAGGUGUUUCCGUGCACAUGAAGCUAGACGUUAGUUACGAAUCUGCGUUUUUCCAGCUUUGAGGCGAUUUGAGGCUUGCAGCGAUCUUGCUAAUAGCUAAUUCCAACGGGUGUUUUUGAAGCACGGGAAAGAAGCGGCCUCUCUCUCUCUCUUCAUGGUGUUUUUAUGAAUAUGGGCGACUCUCUGGGUCUGAUCGGGAAAAGACUGCUUCUCCUCCUGAAUGAUGGAGGAGGCUCUGCUGCUGCUGCUGCCGGUGCUGCCGCUAAUGAAAGCGCUGUGCAGGCGGCCUGGCUCCGGGGGACCGUCCGGGCAGUCAGUGUUAUCGGGCUGGCGAGUCCUGGGGUUGAGACAACCCGAGGUGACGUUCCGCAUAACCUAUUAACCAAAUCUGUUCCCUACAAGCUUCUGUUAAGAGGAUGUCAGUAUCAGGUGUUCCUGGAGUUUGAGGACAGCCCGUGGAGGCAGCGCUCCUGGGUGCAGGUGUACGGAGAAGAGGUCCGAGCAGCUCUGAUGGAAAACACCAUCGUGUGGGCUCCCGUAAGCGACUCGUCCAUUCCCGCAGCUGGAGGAACGUCUCCCAGCCACUGGCCUGCCCUGGUGUUUCAACCACUUGUGGACCGUGUCGGAUUAGGAUCCCUGGUUCCUGUUGAGUUCUUCGGAACUAGAAAGCUGGAAUUUCUCCCUAGUGGAAGUUCACUGCAGAGAUUUGAGGCUGAGAAAGAUGUGAGGCAUCCACUCCUACAGGAGCAGCCAGCACUCCAAGCAGCCAUCAGCAGCUGGCACCGGGACUCCGAGCUGCAGGAGAUACUGAGAAAAGGGACAUACACAAUCCAGGGCCGAAGGGUGCAGGUGUACCAGCCAGAAUUUGAAGAACCGUGGGCGCAGGGGCUUGUGUCUCAGCAUGAUCCUGUCACGCACAUUAUGGAAAUAACCAUGGACCAGAGAGAAGAGACCCAGGUAGUCGAUCCACGAGUCAUUCAUGUAACGCUUGCUGUGGAGCCAACAGAUGAGGAUCGACGAAGGAAAGAGGCAGAUGGAGCAAAGGGUGAGUGUGGGCGUCGACGUCGGACAGCUUCUGAAGGAGACGAAGACGUGACCCUGAAACGAUUCAAAGGAACAGGGGAGGUUGAGCCAAAUAGCCAAACUGACAGCGGGUCAGUGACGGCAGACUGCGACUCAACGGACCAUUCCAGCAGCAGGUCUACUGGGGUCAUUAAGGAGAAUGGCAACGCCACCCUGAGCCAAGACAAAACAGGUUCUCUGGCAUCCACAGCAAUUCCCACAUCCACCUUGACUCCGCCUCCUCUGAAGCCUGCUCCAUCUGCCUUUUCUACCACGUUUCCAUCUUUGGGGCAGAUGCCAAGUUUGGUGCCCGGAGCUCCCGCACCCAAGGUCACUUCCACAGCCCUGGGACCUGAAAGGGACGAUGGAGUUCUUUCAGCCUUUCCCAGAUCUGCUCCUCUGAUAUCCCCAGGCCCUGUCACCAUCUCUUCACCCUCCCAGGACAACGCUCCCAGCGUGGUCCUUUCUGCAACCCCAGAACUCAACCAGCAAGCACCUGUUUGGGGAUCGCUCCCAGAAGCAAGCCAGACACCCAAGACAGCCACCCUCACUGCUGUGGGAGUCAGUCCUUCCCAGCCUAAGCAGACCAGUGGGGCUGUGUUUGGUGACAUCCCUGCACAGACAAAUGGAGCUUCCCAGGAGAACAAGGAGCCCUUUGGAUUUUAUUUUGCUAAACCACAAGAACCUCAGCAGCAGGCAUCUAAUCCCUCACAGAACUUAUUCUUUCAGUGUAUGUCUCAGACGCAGACUCAGAACCCAGGCAUCACUCAAGGCCAGUCAAAGGACACUAACUACUUCACAGCCUUGGCGAAAAAUGUCAGCAAGGAGCCACCGACCCUUUUUAAGCCUGCCCCUGCUUCUGAGGGCCUAAAAAAGGCUGUUGUUGCCUCUGCAUCUGCAGGACUGUUUGGUUCUGCACCAGCUGGUUGCGUGGCAUCUGUGAAAGAGCAGCCCAAAGUGCCUGAUGUCAAGCCAGCAGGUAAUGGAAUUCUAAUAAACAAAUCAUUUGGAGCAGGAGGAGACACACUGGGGAAAUUGGCCCCUGGUUUCCUGCCUGCUGCUAGCAGCAGCCCUGUUUUGGGUUCAGGGGACAUUUCUAAACCUGCUUUAGGGCUCGGGACCUCUCUGGGAUUGGGCUCCGCUGCACUGACUAGUCCUGGUGCUGGUAUGAGAAAUGCUACUUGUGCUAGUCCUGCUAGUGGAUUUGGUCUGCUUUCAGGCAGCAAGGGUUCAGAAUCUCAUGAGAACCUGUUCCUGGCAGCCUCGAAAGAGGCUAAUCCAUUUCUUGCUUAUACCGGAGCAGUCCCGAAUAGUCCAUUUAGCGGGAUGACCACUCCAAAUCUGUCGUCGUCAGUGUCCGUUCCUCAGCUUGCAGGUGGCACCAGUAUUCUUAACCAAGAUCCCCCUGCCAAUGAUGGCCAAUCAAAUUUAUUCACCAUGGUCGAACCUCCCAAAGGAAUCCUAUCUUCCCAGUUUGCCAGGUGUUCUUCUUCCUCUUCUGCUGCGUCUUGUAUGUCACAGCACAAAGAUGACCAAGUGCUCAAACACAACAAAGAGGCCACCAAUGGUGGGACUGGAGCCUUCGUCAAUACUGAAAGCGUGUUUGCAGAGGGUCAGGCAGCCCCCAUGCUCUUUGACCAAGCGUCGCAGAAGUUCUCUCUGGAUGAUCGUGGUCAGUCGAGCAAAAGGGACUCGGACUCCAGCACAAACAGCGACCUGUCUGACCUGAGUGAGGCUGAAGAUGCCACUGAACAAACCCAAAAGACUGGCAUGCACUCGGCAUCUACAGACGGGUCUGAUAUGCAAAAGACCAAAGCCCAUGGUGCUAAGAACAGACCAAGGAGCAAACCCUUUAAAGUUGGUCAGUCAGUACUGAAGGACCAGAAUAAGGUGCGGCGUCUAAAGCAGUCUGGUGAAGCCUUCCUGCAGGAUGGCUCCUGCAUAAACGUGGCUCCACACCUACACAAGUGCAGAGAGUGUCGCCUUGAGCGCUACCGUAAAUCCCGUGAGCAGGAUUUGGAGGAUGAUGACCCCAACGUGGCCUGCCGCUUCUUCCACUUCCGUAGGCUAGCGUUCACAAAGAAGGGGGUGCUUCGUGUGGAGGGCUUCCUGACCCCACAGCAGAGUGACAGCUUGGCAAUGGGUUUAUGGCUUCCUUCCCCAAAUGCACAGGAUGGCCUCGACCUGGACACAUCCAAGUAUAUUCUGGCCAACGUGGGUGACCAGUUCUGCCAACUCGUCAUGUCCGAGAAAGAGGCCAUGAUGAUGGUGGAACCUCAUCAAAAGGUGGCGUGGAAGAGGGCAGUUAGGGGUGUGAGGGAGAUGUGCGAUGUGUGUGAGACGACUCUCUUCAACAUCCACUGGGUGUGUCGCAAAUGUGGUUUUGGUGUAUGCCUAGAUUGUUACCGGCUACGAAAGAACCAGCCACAUGAUGAUGUAGAUGACAGCCCAGACGAUGAAGUCUUCUCCUGGCUGAAGUGUGCAAAAGGCCAGCCUCAUGAACCCCAGAACCUCAUGCCUACUCAGAUUAUACCUGGCACAGCACUCUACAAUAUAGGUGACAUGGUACACGCAGCGCGAGGCAAGUGGGGAAUUAAAGCCAACUGUCCUUGCACCAGCCGGCACAACAAACCUGUGGCGCGGCCCAAUGCGCCGAAUGGCCUUGCACAAUCAGGUACAGCCUCUAGCACAGGUAACGGGGCUGCGUCCACUUCGGCAACACCUCGUCCAGACGGGGACCCUGUGACAGCUGCAGCAGUGAAAGUAGAGCCCUGUGCAGAGGGAAUCAGUGCUGACACAUCUGGCAGCAGCAGCAGUGCUAACAACAGCACAGCAGGGCCUGCAAGUGCCCUUACCCCUGGUUCUAAAGAUAUCAAGGGUAACUCCUCCUCUGCGCUGCACUGGCUGGCUGACCUAGCCACACAGAAGGCGAAAGACGACUCUAAAGACUCCGGCUCCCUCCGGGCCAUGAUGAGUCGUGAUGCACGUGCUCCCUUCAGUCUGGAUGCAUUCAGCACUCUAUCCAAACCAGCAGGCCCCACUCCCAAGCUUUUCAACAGCUUACUACUGGGCUCUGGGCCAACCCAGCCCAAAGCUGAGGGCACCAGCCUGCGGGACCUGCUCAACUCCGGUCCAGGCAAACUGCCCCAGGCCCCCGAUGGUGGAGUCCCCUUUCCAUCAGUAUUCUCCUCCUCAGCAGGGGCUGAUAAAGCAAAGGGAGGUCUACCUACCAUCCUGGACCACAUCAUUGCCUCUGUGGUGGAGAACAAGAAAGCAGAGGGUCGCCGUGUCUCGGGGUCGACGGAGGGCAGUGAGUCGGGCAGUGUUGCACGUAGAGAAGGGGUGAUGGGCCUGAGCGUGCUCGAUCCCCACACCUCUCACACGUGGCUAUGUGAUGGUCGUCUCCUCUGCCUGCAGGACCCCAGCAACAGCAACAACUGGAAGAUCUUCCGUGAGUGCUGGAAACAGGGCCAGCCGGUGCUGGUGUCAGGCAUCCACAAGAAGCUUAACAGUGGCCUGUGGAUGCCGGAUGCUUUCAGUGAGGAGUUCGGAGAUCAGGAUGUAGACCUGGUCAACUGCAGGAACUGUGCAAUCAUCUCUGACGUCAAGGUCCGAGACUUCUGGGACGGCUUCCAGGUCAUCUCCAAACGGUUGCAAGGUGCCGAUGGGCAGGCAAUGGUACUGAAACUCAAAGACUGGCCUCCGGGAGAAGAUUUCCGAGACAUGAUGCCUACACGGUUUGAUGACCUUAUGGAGAACCUUCCUCUACCCGAGUAUACAAAGAGAGAUGGACGACUAAACCUGGCAUCCCGUCUUCCUAACUUCUUUGUGCGGCCGGAUCUGGGCCCCAAGAUGUACAACGCCUAUGGUCUGAUAUCAACAGAGGACAGGAAGGUUGGCACCACUAACCUGCAUCUGGACGUGUCUGAUGCUGUUAACGUGAUGGUGUAUGUGGGGAUACCUGUGGGCAAUGAUGAUCAUGAAAAUGAAGCAGACCCCGCUGGAUACAAAGAGGUGUCGAUCACCAUCGAGGAGGGUGACGUGGAUGAGAUGACGAAGAGGCGGGUGUAUGAGGGGAAGGAGAAGCCGGGAGCACUCUGGCACAUCUACGCCGCUAAAGACGCUGAGAAAAUCCGUGAGCUUCUACGCAAGGUGGGAGAGGAGCAGGGUCAGGAGAACCCUCCAGAUCACGACCCCAUCCACGACCAGAGCUGGUAUCUGGACCAGGUGUUGCGCCGCCGCCUGUAUGAAGAAUACGGAGUUCAGGGCUGGUCCAUCAUCCAGUUCCUGGGAGACGCUGUGUUUAUUCCAGCUGGAGCGCCUCAUCAGGUGCACAACCUGUACAGCUGCAUUAAGGUAGCUGAGGAUUUCGUCUCACCCGAGCACGUGAAACACUGCUUCAGACUGACGCAGGAGUUCCGGCAUCUUUCAACCACACACACAAACCACGAGGACAAGCUGCAGGUGAAGAACAUCAUCUACCACGCUGUGAAGGACGCCGUGGGAACGCUGAAAGCUCAUGAAGCAAAGCUGGCCCGUUCAUAGUUCCACUUGUCCAUGGAUGCAGAGAGACUGGGUGUUAAUGGGCACUUAAUAUGAGUUUGUCGAGUGCCGGUGUGCUCACAGAACACGCUCCUGAAUUUGAGAUGUCUGUCAGCUUCGGGCUAGGAUGAAGGACGUGCUUCAUCAGUGUUACAAACACCAUCAGUUUUUUUUUUUUUUUUAUUUUUUUUUAUUUUUUUUUAUUUUUUUUUUUGGUAAUGACUCAGUUCAUUUUUCUCUGUAUCUAAAAUGUGUCUGUCUGUUUUUUUUAAAUGUGGAUCGUUUGUUGGACUGUUUAUUAAGAAGCCGAAGGAUCUUUUUAAAAACGGAUCAGCUUCUCCUGAGUAAAUGUGAGCACUGGGUUUCUUUUUAGCCAACGUUAAUGGUUUGUUUUCUUCAGCUCUGUAUGUAAAAGAACUGAAAGGAUGUUUAAAAAAAAAAAAAAAAAAAAAAAAAAAAAAAAAAAAAAGAUUCCUUCCACACUCUGGUUGAGGUGGACAUGAGUUUUGAAUGGAACUAGACCAAAGUUUUGUAUUUUUAGUUUAUAAUUUCAACUAAAAUGAAAUCAUCUUGGUCUUAUUUCCUUUUUUUUAUAGGCCUUUAGGCAAUUUGAUUCACUGAUGAUGAACGCUAGGCUGGCAUUGAGAAAUGUUUGUUGAAAUAUUAAGAAUUCCAGUUAUGAAUUACUGGUCAUUAAUAUGUAUCAAUAUGUAUUGAUCUUAGCUGUGUGUAUGAUUUUUCAAAAUAAAGUUUACAAAAAAUG